AUGAUCGGACCAGGCGGAGAUGCGCCUAUGGCGCUCGGCGUCCUUUGGGGCUUGACGGCGGUUACGCUAUGCUUCGUCUUGCUGCGGCUGUAUACUCGAAUUUCCAUUCUUCAAGCGUAUGGCAUUGACGACCACUUUUACAAUUUUGCCUUCGUCCUAUUUGUCGCCUACGAUAUCAUGCUCACGAUUUCUUCCAACUACGGAUUUGGCAGAAACGUCACCGAAAUCGGCAUGGCGGACAUAGCACCGGCAAUCUUGUACGAGGCUAUCGGCACGACAAUUCUCGUCUCCGCCAUUGUUGUGUCCAAGGCUUCGUUGGCACUGUUUCUACUCCGGCUUGUCAACACACGCAUGCAUCGGAUCGUUGUCCUCGGGCCCGUCAUCAUCCUCUUCCUCUUCGCCACCGCCUCACUCUUGGUCUUCUGGUUCUCCUGCACGCCCAUAGAAUUUCUCUGGAACCGAUUCAUUCCUGGUGGAGCUUGUCAUAUCGACCCCGGCCCUAUCUCGACAGCUGCUGGAGCCUGGAGUGUUGUUGUCGACUUCUGGUACGCCAUCACGCCAUGGGCAGUGCUAUGGAACAUCCAGAUGCCAAAACGUGAGAAGAUGCUCAUUAACAUCAGUAUGAGCUUAGGUGUGAUUGCUGGUAUAUGUGGUAUCAAGAGAGCAUUGGAGCUUCAUAACCUCGCCAGUAUGAACUUUACCAAGGAUACGGUACAGCUUAUCAUCUGGCACGCGUGUGAGCUUGCAGUCACCAUGAUCUGCAUCGGCGUUCCCGUCUGCCGGCCUCUUUACAAGGGAUGGAUUAAUCAACUUUCUUCUCGAGGAGGCAGCACUCCUGGCGCAUACACGAAGGACCUGGCCGAUUCCAAUGGUGCAUUCGGCCUGAAAACUAUAGGAGGCACUGAUUAUUCAGUCAGAGUUGGGAACAAGACGCCCGACAUAAAUAUAACUAGCCCCACUGUACGGGGUGGGAAAGGGGCCAAUAGAGAUCCCACGAGGUCUAUGGGCAAGGCGUAUGGCGACGACAACAGCGUCGAUUCGAUAUUGGGCCCUGAUGAGCAUCAUGGCCAGGAGCGCAGCACGGGGGCUGAUGGAUAUUCAACUGAGGAUGGCAAAGGCGGUAGUCAGAAUAUCUGGGUGAGAUCCGAGGUGGUGGUCAAGUCGACAACACGGAACUAA
This is a messenger RNA of Colletotrichum graminicola M1.001, 1179 nucleotides long. RefSeq lists its product as uncharacterized. The record is from RefSeq and is a predicted model, not a curated record. Lineage: Eukaryota; Fungi; Ascomycota; Sordariomycetes; Glomerellales; Glomerellaceae. The transcript is spliced from 4 exons. Bases 1 to 1179 code for a protein of 392 amino acids.